Xiphophorus couchianus (Monterrey platyfish) is the source of this 5569-nucleotide messenger RNA. RefSeq names its product ELKS/Rab6-interacting/CAST family member 1-like. Gene Ontology annotation, cellular component: cytoskeleton of presynaptic active zone. Gene Ontology annotation, biological process: neuromuscular synaptic transmission; regulation of synaptic plasticity; maintenance of presynaptic active zone structure. The transcript has 19 exons. Gene Ontology annotation, molecular function: structural constituent of presynaptic active zone. Bases 409 to 3834 code for a protein of 1141 amino acids. The record is from RefSeq and is a predicted model, not a curated record. Lineage: Eukaryota; Metazoa; Chordata; Actinopteri; Cyprinodontiformes; Poeciliidae.
CUGCCCCACCACAGCUCUUGCUCGCGCACGCGCCAGCUGGGUUAGCGCGCCCACGCGGACCCGAUGGUAGGACAGGUCACAGCUGAGCCGAUGAGAUCAUGGAGUCUGCGCUGAGGUCGGACGGGAUACGGCCGACGGGACUGAGCGGUGAUGGAGAGCUGCCUGUCCGAAGCCAUGAUGACCUGCAGUGUAACUGAAAGUCCAAGACUUCUUGGAGCAUCACUGCCAACAGCCUCAUAUUUUCUUCACAAAAGACAAAAUAAGUCUCAAUUCAUGCGCAGUCAGAUAUGGACAAGUGAAUAAGUGCCCUUUAUUACUCCCAUUGCUUAUUCUUAUUCCACAAAUGGAUAUCCCAGUUUUUCUGUCUGUGACAAUUUGCUUCCACAUGUUAUAUUUUGCCAUACAACCAUGCCUUUAAACAUAAGAGCCAAGCCCUCGCACGGCAAGCUGACUGCUGCUGCUGCAAAGAGUGGUGGGCAAAAUGAUGGCAGCUCAUCUCAUUCACGCUUCUCGAGGUCUGCAAAACAGGGAAAAGGUAAACAGGCUGUCAGCUCAGGUCCUGGGUCCCGAUCAGGACUUGAGCCCGGCUCUGUGUCAGGGGGCGGGCCUCCACCAGCAGCUAAACUGACCGGAGCACAAGGUUCAGUUUCAAAGCUUGGUUCAAGACUCAAAGUCAAUACAUCAACAGCAGAUAAAGGAUCAACUCGUGGUUCAGCAACAGCUCCAGGUGGAAAAACCAUGUCCAUGGAGAACAUCCAGUCUUUAAGUGCGGCCUAUGCCAUUUCUGGCACCAUGUAUCCCAAUGAGCGGGAGUCCUUGGAACCCUCUGGUGGAUACCCUAAAAGUACCAUGACAUUAGGGCGGAGUACCAGCCGCUCAUCUUCCACUGGCCGCAGUACAGCAAUUGGAAGCACCCCAAACAUCACAGCCUCUGGUAUGCAUCACCUAUCAGACUCUUGUGGAGACCAAACUGUGUUUUCUACAGGAACUUCCAGUUUGCGACGGCAGUCUGGAAGAUGCACACAAACAAUGGAUUCGGAUGAUCGGGGAGAGGUUUCCACCUGUGAUCUCCAGACUCAGCUGAGGGAUCUGCAGAGAGAGAAUGAAAGUCUCCGGAGGGAACUGGAUGGAGGGAGGGAUGGAAAGACAGGCUAUGGCAUUAAUAGUGUUAAUUUCUGGAGCCCUGAUGUAAAGAGAGACAAGGGGAGUAGGCGUGAAGAGGGAGUAAGAACGCCUGCUCUUAAGGAACAGUGCAGAGUGAACCAAGACGAUUUACAGCUGGGGGAUAUAAGAAGAAACAAGCAACUUCCUUUGACAGUUCAGGAGCUACAGGAGGAGCUGAGAGCUCACAGAGAGACAAACAGUCGCCUGCGGCAACAGCGGCAGCAGAGCAGCUCCUACCGAGAACACCAUAUGGACCAGGAGUUCAGAGGGGGGCUCAGUCCUGGCCACAGUCCCAGACAAAGUUCCAUAAACCUGCACAGUCCAGCACCAAAGAACAGCCCCAAAGCCAGUCCAUCGAACACCUACAAUCCAAGGCAACAAGAGGCUGACAUCAUUAUUCACAGUCCUGGCUAUGGGUGUAAUACAUUGGCAGCCACGCAGAGACUUAGCCCAGCCAACACCCUUCAGCCUGGACAAAGGAACAGUCCAAGCCAGCCCCUCUACAGUCCUAGUCAGGGAGCAUUGCCCAGCUCUAGCCCCCGUCAUCCAUGUAGCCCCUGUCAGGUGCCUGGGUGCGACGGCUUUUCUUCACCUCCUCCUCAGGAUCCAACAGAGGAAAACUUCUUCCGACUGCAGUCAGAACAUGAGCGUCAAGCCAAUGAGUUGUCCCUGCUGAGGAAGACUAUGGAAGAGAUGGAGUUGAGAAUCGACUCCCAGAAACAGACGCUGGGUGCACGAGACGAGAGUAUCCAGAGGCUGCUGGAGUUGCUUCAGGGUCAGGGACAGUGGGGACGAGGACAGCGGACAGGCAUAAUUACCAUGGCAGCCCAGGAAGCUGAUGUCUACUUGGAGAACAUACAUUUGAGAGAGGACACCAAGAUCUCUUCGCUGGAGAGAAACAUCAGAGACUUAGAGGAUGAGGUCCAGAUGCUAAAAACCACCGGCCUGUUGCACCCUGAUGAAAGGCAGGAUGAACUCAAGCAGGUGGAAGUCUACAAGAGCCACUCUAAAUUUAUGAAAACUAAGAUAGAGCAGCUGAAGCAGGAGCUAAAUAGGAAGGACUCAGAGAUGCAGGCCCUGCAAACCAAACUAGAAACACUGACCAAUCAGAACUCGGACUACAAGCAACACAUCGAGGUGCUAAAAGAGUCGCUCAGUGCCAAGGAGCAGCGCGCCAAAACACUGCAGACAGAGGUGGAUGCUCUGCGAGUGCGCCUGGAGGAGAAGGAACAGAUUCUGACUAAGAAAACCAAUCAACUGCAAGACUUAAGUGAUGAAAAGAGCACACUGGCUGGAGAAAUCAGAGAUAUGAAGGACAUGCUGGAUGUCAAGGAGAGAAAAGUGAAUAUCCUACAGAAGAAGAUUGAGAACUUGUUGGAGCAGUUAAAAGAUAAGGACAAACAGCUGGUUGGAUUGAGAGAAAGGGUUCAGGGGCUUCAGACUGACUCCAGUAACACAGACACAGCUCUGGCCACUCUGGAAGAAGCUUUAUCAGAAAAGGAGCGAGUGAUUGAGAACCUCCGAGACCAGAAGGAACGAGAAGACAGGGUGAGGCUUGAAGAGAUGGAUCAGAUGAGGAGAGAGAACCAGGAACUGAAGGAAAAAUUGGCUGCUCUGCAACCCCCAAAGCUGUCUCAGAGCCAGGUCACCAACUCCAUCUUAAUCCAGAACCAGAGGCCUGAUGGGGAGGUUGAACCCAAAGUAGAUGGUUUUCCAGCAGUCAACCCCACGACCCCAAAACCAGAGGAAACUGUCAGAAUCUGUCCAGACAUCGCAGAUCGUCUGAGGCUUCUCGAGCAGGAAGUGGCCCGCUACAGAGAGGAGUCUGGGAAGUCCCAGGCUGAGGUGGAGAGGUUAAAGGGAGCGCUUAAGGAUGCAGAAGUGGACAAAUCAUGCAAGGAGAAGAAAAUUACUGAUCUUGAGAGACCUGGGCAAAUCAAGUCUCCAAAUAUCCAGAAGCAGAUUAUGCCUGGCGAGAUGAGGAAAGAUGCCUUGGCAGAUGGACAUCCACACUCUUUAUCACAGCUUUGCAAUUCCCAGGAUGCCAUGCGUGAGACGGCGGAGCGGAUAAUGGAGCUGGAGAAGACUCUGAGGGAUACCAUGAACACCUCGGCGCUUAGGGAGGCCCUUUGGGCGCAGGAGGAAGCCGCCCGUGUUCAGGCCCAAAGACAGUUGGAGGAGCUGAUGGGAGCUUUAGAGAAGACUCGCCAGGAGCUAGAUGCCACUAAAGUACGUCUGUCCUCCACUCAGAAGUGCCUACAUGAACGAGAUGGACACCUCAACCAACUGCGGCAGGAGAGACGUAAACAGCUGGAGGAGAUUCUGGAGAUGAAGCAGCAGGCGUUGCUGGCAGCCAUAAGUGAGAAGGAUGCUAAUAUUGCCCUUCUGGAAUUAUCUUCUUCCAAACGCAAGAAAGCCCAGGAGGAGGUGAUGGCUCUGAAAAGGGAGAAGGACAGACUCAUGCACCAGCUCAAACAGCAAACCCAGAGCAGAAUGAAGUUAAUAGCAGACAAUUAUGAGGAAGACUACAUCCACCCCCAACAUCACCCUCAUCAUUUGCACCACAUGCAUACAGCAAAUUUGCAUCACCGGAGUCUGCCAAGAGGGGACCCACAUGCCAACCACCGACCUCCGAUGGAUCAGGAUGACGAAGAGGGUAUUUGGGCUUGAUGAAUACUAUCCAUAGGAACCUGCAUCUCUUUGGUGUCUAUGCAUUUGGAAUCACAAGAUUGAUUAGCUUCAGUUCCCAGGACCAGACGAUUUGUCUUUGUUUUCAGACCCCAUUAAUAAAGCACAAAAGUUCAUCAGAUUGGGCUUUUAAAUGCUUAUAAAUUACGUCAUUGAUACAGGUCACAUUCGUGGAAAUGCAGUGUUUUGCUGGACACACAAGCUCCUAGUGGAUGAAUCUCAUACCGCAGCUCAAUAUUGGCAAGUUUGCUCCUGCCUUCAAUUUCUGGGCUGUUUUCAAUAGACUGGGAGCUGGAUUCAUUUUGCAGUGCUGUGGUGCAACAGAGGCCUGACUUCAUAGUAACGAAGAGUCACAACAGUGUUGACGACUGCAAGCAGACUGAAGCCGAGCCAGAUACACAAGCCCCAGAUCCAUACCUGUUCAGGUUUAUGUUUGCAGGCUUGUGUUUACUUCUGGAGCUAAAUAUCAGACUUUUGUAAAUAUGACAACAUGGACCUCAAAAUCAACAACCCACUAAGACCUCCUCAAUGUAUGGUGCCAAAGGAAUUGCCGCAGUCCACUGGGAUAAAUAAAAAAAGAUGAAACACCAACUGAUUCAACUCUUAUCCAAGACUUUCAACACUGAACGAUCUUAGUGUCUUGCAAAAGUAGUCAUGGCCCUUUGGAACAUAAAACACUUCAGUCAUGUUACAACCAAAAGCUUAAAUGCAUUUUUUGGGGGAAUUUUAUGAACCAAUAAACAUUUUUUUUUCUUUUUUUGGUAGAACCAAUUUUUGCUAUAAUCACAGCUGCAAGUCUUUUGGAGAGCCUUUGUGAUAUUGAAUGUCUAGUCUUGCUACAGUCUCACAAAUGGAUUUAGGUCUGAACUUACAGUUAGUUUUCUAGUCCACACAGAACUGUGCAUAUUGGCUUCAAAAUUCUGUUUAAUCUCCCUUGACUAAAGCAAAUGACAUCAUAUUUGCUCUCUGCUUCUUGGUUUGUGGCAAACACACCAUUGUCGGUUGGUUCUUAACAUAUAAUCCCAAUAAAAACAAACUAAACUGUGUUAGUAACAUGAUGAAAUGUUAAAAAUGUUCAAAGGCUAUAAAUAAUUUUUUUGAGGAAAGGCAUAGUAAAUCUACUGCACAGGCAUUAAAAGAAGUGAACCUUGAUGUUCCCAUAGAGAAAAUGAGAAUCCACUUAUACUCAAUCAAAAAGUCAAAACCUUAGUUUACAGUGAAGAAAAAUGCAGUGUUUUUCUCCUUAUUAAUGUGUUCUGUUUGGUUUUCUGCAACUGAAGCAUCUGAGUGCCACUCUUAUUCUUUUCUUCUUUUUACAUCUGCUGUGUGUCUUAUACUGAAGAGUGAUGUAUUUAUUGUAUGUUUGAUUUUGUGAAUUUCUGUGACUAAUCUAACAACACUGAAGUGACUUGCAUUCCAAAUAACUAUUAAUUUUUUCACUGUACUAAAAGUUGGUUUGAAGUGACAAUAAUUGCUGUUUUGUUGUGGACUCAGCAGCUUCACAGUGUGUAAAUGACUGAAUAUGUCCAGUGUAUGUGUAGGCGUGUGGGGCGUGUGUGUGUGUGUGUGUGUGUGUGCGUGUGGUUUGGUCCUGCUCACUCAGUUGUGACUGUGAAAGUCUGGGGGUAACAGUAUUCACCCUUGGCUCAUUCCACAAUGUUUGGCAGCUUUCAGUUUGUUCACAUUGUUUGAAUAAAACUUUUAACUUAAGUGGCAA